Messenger RNA from Candidula unifasciata, 1430 nucleotides. The record is from the annotation of a GenBank genome assembly. Lineage: Eukaryota; Metazoa; Mollusca; Gastropoda; Stylommatophora; Geomitridae.
GAUGCAAGGGGAAGCCAGCAGACAUCUACUUCUUGCUGGACGCAUCUUCUUCCGUUUGGGUCGGUCACUUUCAUGAUAUGGUUCUGCCUUUCGUCAGGGACCUGGUAUCGUCCUUCCACAUUUCGCCUCUACACACGAGAGUUGGUCUUGUCACUUAUUCUAACAAUGUCCAUCAUGAAUUCGGUCUGUCGGAGCAUGAAAACAUCAACGCCCUGCUGGCUGCAGUCCAACCAGAGCAUGUUGAAUACCUGACUGGCGGCACCAACACAGGGGAAGCAAUCAAGUAUGUCGCCGACAUCGGUUUCGGUGCUGGUGAGGCCAGGAAGGGAGUGGCUCAGAUAAUUGUCACUGUCACUGACGGACUCUCACAGGAACCAAAGAAAACGGCCAAAGCAGCUGAAGAGGCCAGACGGAAAGGAGUGUACAUGUUCGCUAUUGGCGUGGGACAAGAAGUUGAUCCACAGGAGCUGUCGGACAUUUCCAGCGACCCAGACGAGGACUUUGUGUUUAGUGUUGAUGACUUCAAGGCACUGUCCUCUGUCACUAACCUUCUGGCUCUGAAGACGUGCGAGGCUUUGUCUAAGCCUCCUAGGGAUGACAGAAACAGACCACAACAACUUGCAAAGUGCUCCACAUUGGCCUCUAACGUUGUGUUUGUAUACGACAACUUCCACUCCAUUGAAUCAUCAAAAGUUAUUGUACAAGAACUCAUUACAGAUUUCGUCAACGACAUUGCAAUCACUGCUUCGCAUAUCAAGGUGGGUAUACUGACCCAGCCUUGCACUGGAGGCGGUUCUUGGCUACAGAGUGUCGCCGAGUCUCGUAAAUCUGUGGCAAGCAUCAGGGCAGGAUACACAAUAAGCUACUCAGACAUUGUCAGACAGCUCAGAACUGAAAUGUUCAAAAGUGUUCCACUUACUGAGCACCGGGUUGCGGUUUUAGUUGUUGAUGAAAUGACAGGGAACUUGGAGAAGCUUCAAAAAGAAGUGAAGCUGUUACAGAUCAGCAAUACGAAAAUUAUUGUUGUAGCUGUUGGCAAAGUUGAAGAGGCUUUUCUUGAGAAGCUGGUGGCUAAACCCGUCAGAGAUCAUGUCCUGAGAGUCGACAGUUACAGCCAAAUGCGAGAUGCCAAGUUGGACGUUCUAAGCCUGUUAUGUGACAAGAGCUCUAGUGAUUUGGCUAGGUUUCUAGAACCAGAACACUCAGAUGAAUACAGCAACGAGAAUUUCCAUAAUAUGCAUGGCCAGGUUUCUGUUGAUGAGAACCAAAAUGGAGAAAGUAAAGAAGGUGAACAUCUUACCAACAGCAUCUCUGUCAAUGGGCAAGUAUCGGGUGCAAAGAACAAUGUCAACAAUGAAAAAGGGAAUGAAUCAAAAGCUCAUCAGAUAAGCACAGAAAACUAUCCUCACAUUCAUUAUCAGCCGGCGUAG